Messenger RNA from Monodelphis domestica (gray short-tailed opossum), 35622 nucleotides. RefSeq names its product calcium dependent secretion activator 2 (gene CADPS2). NCBI's taxonomy places the organism in Eukaryota, Metazoa, Chordata, Mammalia, Didelphimorphia, Didelphidae. Gene Ontology annotation, biological process: synaptic vesicle exocytosis; positive regulation of exocytosis; dense core granule exocytosis. The record is from RefSeq and is a predicted model, not a curated record. Gene Ontology annotation, cellular component: glutamatergic synapse.
CCAAAGACAUAAACUCAAAUACCAGGUCAGCCCAGUCUUCCGCUAGGGGGGCGGGGAGAGCACUCAGCUCCAGCAGGUGCGCCUGAGAGUCCUCUUUUCUGUUCCCGCUCUUGGGCUGUUGCCGCUGGACACCUGCAGGGGUCCGGAGUAGUGGGGAGCGUCCGGCUAUAGAUGCCUCCUUAGUUCAGCACCUGAACAUCGGCUAGUCCUGCUUUUGGGGACUCCAGGAAAACUGGGAAAGCAGUUCAAGGACUGCCAGGCCCAGAGUGUCUGUCCUUCAGCCGGAGCCACUAGCACAGCCCCAGGUCUCAGCUUGGUGAUUUUCCCUAAGCUAGCCAGCUAAUUAAGGGUACCUAUGUCGCGCACUUGAGAAUGCAACGAGCGUGCAUUCCUUUCUCCCCGGACCCUUCUCCUCCCCCUCCAGUUCCGCUCUCUUUAACAUUUUAUUCCACGUGUUGCUUGUUGUAGGCGCUACAGGUUCCCCACCUGCGACCAGAGCUGGCUUGCCAGGCCGACUCCUCUAAUAGGUUGGGGGGGGGGGAGCUAAGGACCUCUGCAGGAGCAAUUCCCAAGGCAACCAAGCUCGACUCCCCCCUUCGCAAACCCCGCCUAGUCAUUCCCUCACGCUCUGGUGGCUCCCUAUUUUUCCUCCCCUUCUCCCUCCCCUCCCGCCCCAACUCCUGCCCGCCCCUUUCGCCCUGGUGGUAGGAAACAGUCUAGUGCCUAAACUCGACGUGUCCGGAAAGCUGCAGCCGCUUUCCCUUUCGUUCUCCAGCAGCGCAGCUUUCCUUUCCCGGACCUGAGGGCUCAGGCGCUUGCCGGGUGAGGACAGCAGCCGGACACCAUGCUGGACCCGUCUUCCAGCGAAGAGGAAUCGGACGAAGGACUAGAAGAGGAGAGACGCGAUGUGCUGGUGGCGGCCGGUAGCUCCCAGCGAACCCUUCCUGCCGCUCCUCUCCGGGAAGGGCGGCGGGACCCUCCGGGGCGCCAGGGCUGCGGCAGCACGGCCAGACCGGUCAGCCCAAGCCCCUCAGUCCUCAGCGAAGGGCGAGAGGAGCUGGAGCGGCAGCAACAGGAGGAAAAUGAGAAGCGCAUCCGCCUGCAGCUUUAUGUCUUUGUAGUGAGGUGCAUAGCGUAUCCAUUCAAUGCCAAACAGCCCACCGACAUGGCCCGGAGGCAGCAGAAGCUUAAUAAACAACAGUUGCAGAUAUUAAAAGAACGAUUUUUGGCCUUCCUCAAUGGAGAAACCCAAAUUGUUGCAGAUGAAGCAUUUUGUAAUGCAGUUCGCAGUUAUUAUGAAGUUUUCCUUAAGAGUGAUCGGGUAGCCAGAAUGGUUCACAGUGGAGGGUGUUCUGCUAAUGACUUCAGAGAUGUAUUCAAGAAAAACAUUGAAAAGAGGGUACGGAGUUUGCCUGAAAUUGACGGUUUGAGUAAAGAGACAGUGUUGAGUUCAUGGAUAGCCAAAUUUGAUGCUAUCUAUAAAGGUGAAGAGGACCUGUGCAAACAGCCAAAUAGGAUGGCACUCAGUGCUGUGUCAGAACUUAUUUUGAGCAAGGAACAACUUUAUGAAAUGUUUCAGCAAAUCCUGGGCAUAAAAAAAUUGGAACAUCAACUGCUUUAUAAUGCAUGUCAGCUGGACAACGCAGAUGAGCAAGCAGCCCAGAUCAGAAGGGAACUUGAUGGACGUCUACAAGUGGCAGAAAAGAUGGCAAAGGAAAGGAAAUUUCCCAAGUUCGUAACAAAAGAAAUGGAGAACAUGUUCAUAGAAGAGAUGCGGUCUUCCGUGAAUUUGCUAAUGGCUAAUUUGGAAAGUCUUCCAGUAUCUAAAGGUGGCCCAGAGUUUAAACUGCAGAAAUUGAAGAGAUCACAGAAUUCUGCAUUCUUAGAUAUGGGAGAUGAGAAUGAGAUUCAGCUGUCAAAAUCAGAUGUGGUAUUGUCAUUCACAUUAGAGAUUGUCAUAAUGGAAGUUCAAGGUUUAAAGUCAGUUGCUCCAAAUCGAAUUGUUUAUUGUACGAUGGAAGUGGAAGGAGGAGAAAAACUUCAGACAGAUCAGGCUGAAGCCUCAAGGCCACAAUGGGGUACCCAGGGAGACUUCACCACUACUCAUCCUCGUCCUGUGGUCAAGGUAAAGCUCUUCACUGAAAGUACUGGAGUUCUAGCCCUUGAAGAUAAAGAAUUAGGAAGGGUGAUUUUGUAUCCAACUUCCAAUAGCUCAAAGACAGCAGAAUUGCACAGAAUGGUCGUUCCAAAAAAUAGCCAAGAUUCUGAUCUGAAAAUCAAAUUGGCCGUGAGAAUGGAUAAACCACCACAUAUGAAGCAUAGUGGAUACUUAUAUGCCCUUGGACAAAAGGUUUGGAAAAGGUGGAAAAAACGAUACUUUGUUCUUGUUCAGGUCAGCCAGUAUACCUUUGCUAUGUGCAGUUACAGAGAAAAGAAAUCUGAACCACAGGAGUUAAUGCAGCUGGAAGGAUAUACUGUAGACUACACGGACCCACAUUCAGGACUUCAGGGAGGCCAGAUGUUCUUUAACGCUGUCAAAGAAGGAGAUACAGUAAUAUUUGCAAGUGAUGAUGACCAAGAUAGAAUAUUAUGGGUCCAGGCUAUGUAUAGGGCAACAGGUCAAUCAUAUAAACCUAUCCCUGCAACUCAAACCCAGAAGCUGAAUCCCAAAGGAGGAACUAUCCAUGCAGAUGCUGCUCAGCUUUAUGCAGAUCGUUCUCAGAAACAUGGUAUGGAUGAAUUUAUUUCUGCUAAUCCCUGCAAGUUUGACCAUGCCUCCCUCUUUAGAUUACUUCAGAGACAGACUUUGGAUCAUAGACUGAACGAUUCCUAUUCUUGUUUGGGUUGGUUUAGCCCUGGCCAAGUCUUUGUAUUAGAUGAGUACUGUGCUCGUUAUGGAGUGAGAGGCUGUCAUAGACAUCUCUGCUACCUUACAGAACUGAUGGAACAUUCAGAAAGUGGUGCUGUCAUUGACCCAACCCUGCUCCAUUACAGCUUUGCCUUCUGCGCAUCUCACGUGCAUGGUAACAGACCUGAUGGAAUUGGAACCGUUUCGAUGGAAGAAAAAGAAAAGUUCGAAGAGAUUAAAGAAAGACUUUCUUCCCUUUUAGAAAACCAAAUUAGCCAUUUCAGAUACUGCUUUCCCUUUGGACGACCUGAAGGUGCUCUCAAAGCUACGCUUUCAUUACUUGAAAGGGUUUUAAUGAAAGAUAUUGCCACUCCCAUACCAGCAGAAGAGGUGAAGAAAGUGGUCAGAAAGUGUCUAGAGAAGGCUGCCUUGAUCAAUUACACUAGACUUACAGAAUAUGCCAAAAUAGAAGGGCCAGCAGAAAAGGAAACAGAGAUCAUGAACCAAGCUGCUCCUGCUAGAAAGCUAGAGGAGGUCCUUCAUCUAGCAGAGCUCUGCAUAGAGGUAUUGCAGCAGAAUGAAGAGCAUCAUUCAGAGGCAUUUGCUUGGUGGCCAGAUCUAUUGGCUGAACAUGCAGAGAAAUUUUGGUCAUUAUUUACUGUGGACAUGGAUUCAGCACUAGAGGCUCAGCCACAAGAUUCUUGGGAUAGUUUUCCACUUUUCCAACUGCUAAAUAACUUCCUAAGAAAUGACCCACUUUUAUGUAAUGGAAAGUUUCAUAAGCACUUGCAAGACAUCUUUGUUCCCCUGGUCGUCCGCUACGUGGAUCUCAUGGAAUCUUCCAUCGCCCAAUCUAUUCACAGGGGGUUUGAGCAAGAAACAUGGCAGCCUGUCAAGAACAUCGCCAACAGUCUUCCCAAUGUAGGUCUUCCAAAAGUUCCAAGUCUGCCUCUUAAUCUUCCACAGAUACCUAGCUUUUCUACACCAUCCUGGAUGGCUUCUUUAUAUGAGUCCACCAAUGGAUCUGCCACUUCAGAAGAUCUCUUUUGGAAACUGGAUGCACUGCAAAUGUUUGUCUUUGAUCUGCACUGGCCAGAACAAGAAUUUGCUCACCACUUAGAGCAAAGACUUAAACUCAUGGCCAGCGAUAUGAUCGAAGCCUGUGUAAGAAGAACAAGAAUUGCUUUCGAACUCAAGCUGCAAAAGGCCAGCAAAACAACUGACCUACGCAUUCCAGCAUCUGUCUGCACAAUGUUUAAUGUCUUAGUCGAUGCCAAAAAGCAAAGCACCAAACUCUGUGCCCUGGAUGGAGGGCAGGAGCUUGGUAGUCAGUGGCAACAGUAUCAUUCAAAAAUAGACGAUUUGAUCGAAGACACUGUAAAAGACAUCAUUUCCCUUCUGGUCUCAAAGUUUGUUUCAGUGUUGGAAGGGGUGCUAUCUAAGCUGUCAAGGUAUGAUGAAGGCACUUUCUUCUCAUCCAUUCUGUCAUUCACUGUGAAAGCAGCUGCAAAAUAUGUUGAUGUUCCAAAACCAGGAAUGGAUUUAUCUGAUGCCUAUAUCAUGUUUGUCCGGCAAAACCAGGACAUCCUUCGAGAAAAGGUCAAUGAGGAAAUGUAUAUAGAAAAGUUGUUUGAUCAAUUCACGGGCUUCCUGGUGACAGUUCAGCUGUGGUGGUUACAGAAGGUCCAGGAACAUCACCGUCUCCGCCACGGUCUGUCUUGUCCCCGUAUGCCGUUUGUCAGAUUGGGUGGUCACGAUGAAACUCCUCUCUCCCUUUUUACAUUUUUAGAAUUCUACCCAGGCCAUUUUACAAUAAAAGUAUCAUCUGUUUUAAUAAGCUAAGUGUUAAUAUGUGUGAAAAGAAUGAUUUCAUAUAAGCUUUGAUGCCCUGCAGGGGUAGAAAAAUUACCAUCCAUUCAGCUGGCACUUUUUCAUAGUACUAAAACCAUGUUAACAACUUGUGCGUCAGUUUGGAAGUGCUCUCAGCCUCCAAGCAGAUGGUUCGUUUUGAAGUCCUCUUCCUCGUUUUUUUUUACUUAUGCUCAAUUUCUUAAAUGUUGGACAGAGGGAAAGUUGAGCUCCUGUUAUUCUAGCAAUGUUUUUUUCUCAAUAAGUCCAGCUGCAACAUGCUUUCUGGGUCUCAUACAAGGCAGCUUAGUUUGGGAGAGAGAAUGAACAAGAAUACAUGGUGUGCAGAAUCACUUUUCUUUUUUUUCUAGGAGACUGAAUUGUGAAAUAUUGUGAACCCCUUUUUGGCAUCAUACCAAUUCAUAACAGGGCAUCAGGUUGUCAUUUCUCUUCCUUCUUGAGGCUUCUUAUGAGGAGAACAGAGCUCACUAAUUAAAGUGGAACCAGGGAGACAGAAUAAGACAUAAAAUUGAUUAAGAUCUCUAAGCCAUUCUGGUUAAAAUGUGAGCAUCUUUGGGGAGCUCUAGCACUGGAAAGGGCUGCCAUAUGCAAUUGUUACUUCAAUGUUAAAGCAGGACUUCUCCAGGCAUCCUUUCUGAAAACUAUCUCCAACAUCACUUUCCUGCAUGCCAACAUUAUUUCCAUGCUACAAUAAUUAUUCUCAUUGUCAUAAAAUAGAGGCAUUUUCUUAAACAUUUUGAUUAUUAAUAUAUGCAUAUAUACAUACACACAUAUGACUAUAACUGUCUAUAUAUUAUUGGUUGAUAGAUGGAUGGAUGGAUAUGAUAUAGUAAAACUUGACCUUUUAGCUCUUACAUAUGAUAGCAAGAAUAAACAUGGCAGAGGACUAAGAGCCCCCUAAUUAGCCAAUGUCAAAUUUGUCUCAUUCCCAAUAAGUAAAUGAGGGGUUAUCAAGUAGGUGUUGAAAGGUAAAAUAGAAAAAAUAUAAAACUGAAUCAAUAGAUUAUAACUGAAAGAUAUUAUUUAAUUAUUAGAGAUCCAUUUAGCUACAUCUCAAAGUAGUAUUUAUAUGGUGUCAGAAAACAAUUUUAAAAAAUGAGUCUGGAUACUAUUUAAUACCUUAGCCUAUUGCUGAUAAAAGAUGGAAGGGAAGAAUUUUAUUCAGUCAUUUUGAAAAUCUGUGUCAUUCCAAAUAAGGUACUUCCUAAGUAAGUUCAGAGCAGAGGUCUUUGCAACUUGCCUGCCUUGAAUGCUGCUAGCAUCACUUGCCAAAUAGAAUUUCAAAAAAUAAUAAUCUAGAUGUUUCUUAAUCUCUGUGACAAGCUAUAUCAAAGUCAUAUUCCAUGGAACUUUGGCAUUCUGUGUGAGGUAAAUAUGAAUCCAAUAACAAAAUGCCAAUUCUGAUAUUUCCCCAUAAAUAUUAAAUAUGACUUAUGUGUCAAAACUAUUAUGUGAAACAUAGCAUAAAAUAGUUAAUUUAUUCUAUUUAUUCCAUAAUUUCCCUCACCCUAAAUCUUCACUUAUAUAUAAAUUGAAUAAAUAAAAGAAUGAAUGAAAGAAUAUUAUUAACCCCUUAAUAUGCACCAAGCACUGUGUUAAGUACUAAGGAACACAUAAAAAAAAAAGGACAGACUGCUCUCAGGGAGCUCACAUUCUAAUUGGGGACAUUCAGCUUAGAAGAGAAAAUUCAGAUACAGAGUAGAUGGAAAAGUUCUGAAGUUCUAGGGGAGUAUCAGGGAGUGGGAGGAAAGGUCCGGGUCCUUAAGUUAUAUCUGUAUAUCAUAAGACAGUUCAAGGAGUCUUGUGGGCAUGGAGGUAGGGCAAAUGGUAAGAUCUAGAAUGCAUUCACAGGAACAUGGUAAGGUCUGGUUUUUCUCUAUUUCACCUGGGACGACUAAGUGUCUUUAUAUGAUAUAAUAGCAUAUUAUGUUAUAUUACAUUAUAUUAUAUUAUUACAUAUGUAAUAUAUGUCCUAUAAGGAUACAAAGCUGGACCUGGUACCAAAAGGGGGGAAAAUUAUGUAAUACAUUUAUGAGGCAGGUGUUCAACCUGUCCACAAAAAUACCAGAAUUAUGAAAAAGUUUAUCCUUGUAUUUCCCAUAAGAUAUUGUGCGUAUUAGGCAUUUAAUGUUUGAUAAGGUAGGGAGAGAGAGUACAUUAUAUUUUAAUGAGUAAACCUUUUUUUUUUCACUCAAGAGGCCUCAUCUGCUGCUUAGGGUCAUAGAAUUUUGAGUUGUAAAGCAUUUUAGAGACCAUCAAGUCCAAUCCUCUCAGUCUCUACUAAUGGGGAAACAAACUCAGAGACUUGCCCCAAAUCAAACAGGUAGUAAACAGUGGCGACAAGUUCCAAGUAUUCUGGAUCUCAUUCAGUGUCUCUGUCCACAGCCCCAUGCUGUCUGAAACUUUCCUUGGAAAUCAUAGCAGCCAGAGAUGAAAUUCCUAGAUAUGCAGGCAUCGGUUGGCAAUGCUGAAAUGACAGGUUGUUGGCUGCAGUAUGGCCACUGAGGAGACUUUCCUUUAAGUGGUUCGGUCAAUUGUGGGACUAGCCCAGGACACGGAACAGCCUUAUAUUGGUUCUGGGUCUUGACUCAAGAUGUCAAGGAUACACCUGGGUAUUCUGAUAGUUGCCAUAGAAAACACAAAGGGUUCAGAACAAGCCAAGUCAAAAAACUUUUCCUAAGCACUUUAGCAUAUCAGGACCUUUCCCAAGGGUUGGAAAUAUAAAUUAAAGCAGAAAUAAAGAAAGACUCUAUUCUCAAGAAGCUCAUAUUCUAAUAGUAGAAGAUGCCGCACAAAAAGGAGCUAAAAAUAAUGGGGAGGAGGUGAAGAUACUUGGCGGGGUUCAUGUUAGAGUAAGUCCUCUGGGCAGUCAGGGCCAGUGUCUUCUCUUUAAAACAGAGGUUCUAGGAGAAACCAACCAAUCCAUAGGGAGAGGCAAAAGGGUGAAGGCUGCUUCCAAUGGAAAAAAUAACCCAAGGUCUGGAGUGAGUUUGCAGGGUAAAGAGAUUUCUAUAAAAUGGUAAACAAAAUCUGCGAAGAGAUAACUAUAUCCUUCUGACUAUUAAAUAUGAGUUUAUGUAUUAAAACUGUUGUGCAAAACAUUUUAACAUGAAAAUGGGGUUCAUUUACUCCUUAAAAAAAAAAAAACCUUUACCUUCCAUCUUAGAAUCAAUAAUGUAUAUUGGUCCCAAAGCUGAAGAGUGGUAAGGACUAGGCAAUGGGGAUUUUUAAGUGACUUCAGCAGGGUCCCACAGCUAGGAAGUGUAUGAGCCCAGAUUUGAACCUAGAACCUCCCUAAUUCUAUCCACUGAGCCACCCCUGCUCCCAGCAAAGUUAUUCUGUUUUUUAAAAAUGUUUAAUUAAUUAUUUGAAUUAAUUUAGAAUAUUUUUCCAUGAUUACAUUAUUCAUGAGUCACUCCCCACCCAAGUGAAGUUAUUCUUGAGGAAUGAAAAAUUCUUUCCACUAAGGCUUAAAGCAGCUUUUGCCAGUGUUCAUCAUCUUGGUAAACCAUGUUUAAAGCUGUCUUUCUGUUCCCCAGACAAGAGACUUAGGAGGGGCUUCAGCAAGGAGUUUUCUUUGUAUACUCAGGGCCAGAGACGCUCAUUUUUUAAACUUCAGCCAUUUCCCAGGUCUCGCGCCUCUCCUGGUUCCAAUAUUUUAGCAUUAGUGCUCCAAGGGCUCCCGCAUUGCUCUCAGGGAUCCUGAAUGAGGCCAAAGUCAGUCAACACACAUAGAUUAAAUACUGCUCACCUGCCAGGGGCUGAACAAAUUAAACACUGUGGGGAAAAAGAAAGGCACUGCCUGCUUGAAUCUCCAGUCUUUACUUGUUGGCUAGAGACUGGAGGUGCUCAAGUCACAAAGAAUUUCAACUUGGAGCUCUGGGUACUACAAGGAAAUCCUGGCAGUCACCAUGACCAAAGGAGCUUCAGGUAUGUGAUGACCUCAACAAAGGAAGUUUUGUGCUUCAAAAAACAAAAUUGUAACUAAAGAAGAUCAGAGACUUUAGAGUUGGAAGGGAUCAUCUCAGAGGUCAUCUAAGAAGCAAAGACCCAGAGAAAAAAACCCAGACUUGUCCAAGGUCACGUAGGAAUGAAAUGGAAGAGCUCGGCUUUGAACUCAGAUCUUUUUUAUUCUAAAUCAAGCAGUCUUCCCACUACAUACACUGUACUGCCUUGGGGCAGCUAAUAGAAUUGAUACAGGUGAGAGAGCUGCCAUGUUAAAAAAAAAGUAAUUAAAUGAUUAGGACUCAAUCUGGAAAGUUGAGAGCUAAGAGGAAAGAUGAUGUGCAUGAAGUAGAUAAAAUUAUUAAAGAUAUAGGUAGGUCAUUUAUUAUUAUUAUAGCUAUGAUUUAUUUAUUUAGCAUUUUGAGGUUUACAAAGCCUCUUUAUAAAGAUCCCAUUUUAUAUUCUCAAUCACCUUUGGUUACUUAAGGCAGGCAGAAAUUUGAAUACCAAAGUCAUAUAAUUAGUGUGAGGUUAAAUUUGAACUCAGAUCUUCCAAGCUCCAGUUAUAGUGCUCUGGCCACUAUGCUACCUAGUUGCCUAAGUUUUAAACCCUCAGUUCAAACUGAGUUUAAAGUGAGUUCAAUUCACUUAAUCUCUAUCUACCUCACUUUUUCCAUCGGUAAAAUAAGGAUAAUAUGAAAUACUACCAUAAGAUAUGAUGAGGAGGUUAAUUUUUUAAAAAAUAGAAAGUUCUAUAAGAAAUCAUGAAGUGAACCAAGUAAAAGCAAGAAAACAUUAUAUGCAGCUACAAAAAUUGAUGUUUGAUAACUUGUGAAUGUCUGUUCAGGGAAAAAAACUAAUCAAUAAAAACACAAAUGGCACUAUAUAUAGAUAUUUAUAUAUGUCUAAAAGAUAGAUAGAUAGAUAGAUAGAUAGAUAGAUAGAUAGAUAGAUAGAUAGAUAGAUAGAUAGAUAGAUAAUCAAUUGAUACUUUCUCUGGUGAGGGAGGGAAAUACCUGGAAAUUUUGAUAUAGCCAAAAAACAAAUUAAUUAAUAAUACUAAAGGAAUAAUAAUACCUUGCUCACAGAGUUGCAGUGAGAAUAAAAUGUAGUACUUGUAAAGUGCUUUGCAACCCUUAAAGUAUAAUAUAAAUCCUGACUUUUUUGUUACUGAAUGAGGUAUAGACAUGUCCAUCAAAUCUCAGCAUUUUAGAAAUAGGAGACAACCCCUUGUAAGGACAAAAGAGUUUGAUUUAAGAUCAGUGAAAAGGAAUAUCACUUCACACAAUGAUUAAUACAUUUAUUAAACAGGAGCAGCUGAGUGGCUCAGAUGGGAGGUCCUGGGUUUGAGUAUGACCUCCGACACUUCCUAGCUGUGUGAUCCUAGGCAAGUCACUUAACCUAGCCUUUACCACUCUCCUACCUUGGAACCAAUGCACAGUAUUGAUUCUAAGGGGGAAGGUAAGGGUUUUAAAAAUUAAAUAAAACCAAUGUAUUAAACUCUUUACUUCAUGGGGAGCAAGGCUAAAAUUAUAAAGAUUCAAAAAGGUUGAUACAAAUGAGAGAGAGGUUGAGUUACUUGGUUUAAUUCCUUUAAGUGUCUAUAGUGUUCAAAGUGCUCAACUCCCUAUGUUCUAAGGGAGAUAGCAGUUGGAAUAAGGCACAAUCCCUGCCCUCAUAGAGCCCACAAUCCUAGUAAAGGAUAUGUCUUUGUAUCCCCAGCUCUUUAACAUAAAGCCUGGCACAUGCUAAGCCCUUACUGAAUCCUUCUUCACUUCUUGUUGACUUGCCAUAGACACAGAUAACAAGAAUGGUUCACCUUUUGGUGAAUCCUUAAACUUUACUCAUGAAAAUAAUAUCAUCCAAUAAAUGAAGAUUGCAAAGCAAAGAAUCACAAUUUGAGAGCAGGAAGGGAGCUCAACAGCUAUUGAGUCUGACUGACAUGUGAAAAGAAUCCUACUCUAGAUACCUGAUCGAUCAUCUAGUCUCUUCUUGAAGGCUUAGGAAGAGAGGGAAUCCACUACCAAUCCCACCAACCCAUUCUACUUUGGGACCGUUCUCAUUGUUGGGAUUUUUGUAAACUUAGCCCUAAACCUAAAUAUGCCCCCUUGCAACUUCUCCUCCUAGUUGUGGUUCUACCCUUUGUGGCCAAGGAACAGAUAGUGAAUGCUUCUGCCAAAGGAAAGCCCUUCAACCUGAGACUUCUCUUCUCUAGGCUAAACGCUCCUUCCUCCCCAUUGGGGAGGAUUCAUUCAUUCAUUCAUUCAUUCAUUCAACCGAUCUUUAUAUUACAGGGACUCAAGACUCCUCAGCAGCCUGUUUCUCAUACUUGGGAUGCUCUCAGGCUCUUCAAUGUUGACACCCUGGAUACAGGGCUCCAAAUACAAUCAGUCUCAGAAAUGGUGUCUCUUACUGCCUCAGCGCUUUUACAACUCCUCCUGUGUAACUUUUGCACAAAUCCCCCCUUAAAUCCUUCAUGCUUGGUAUACCCAUUGUGUUAGUCUUCUUCCUCCAAGCCUUUCCAGCUAACAUGAGUACUAGUGAAGCCCUCAGGGCAGUAUAUCUCUUAUCCUUUACUCUCACCAUGGACCUCCUUUCCCCAGUUGUAUAUAACUAGAAGAGCAAAGAUGUUGCAUUUUAAUGUUCCUGAGACAUUCUUCUCACAAAUAAUCCUGUGGGUAGGGAGUACAAAUGACCCUCCUUUUAUAAACAAAGAAACUCAGGCUUAGAGAGGUUGUGACUUUCUCAUGAGGACAGACACAUGACUUGACCCAGUUUUUUAAACAUAGGAGUUUUCUAAUUAUAAGACUCUUUACUAUAUACUAUUCAGUCAGUGAACAAAUAUUUAUUAAGUACCUCCACUAUCUGUCAUGAACUAUGUUAAGUAGUGAGGAUCUGAAGAAAAGAAAAAAAAACCCAGUCCCUAUUCUCAAAAAGCUCACUGUGAUUUAAUGUCUCAAUCCAUACUAUGUGACAUUAUUAAAAUGAAAAAAAUGAUGCUUUGUGAGAUCUGACUGGUGUGGAGGGAGGCAUGAAUAUUGUUACCACCUAACAAAGAAUUGGAAAGUGAGGAGAAACCCAUCAAUUGAGGAAUGACUGAGUAAGUUAUAGUGUAUGAUUGUAAUGGAAUACUACUGCACUAUAAGAAAUGACAAGCAAGAGGAGAUUAAAAAAACCUGGAAAGCCUAACAGAAACUGAUGGGGAAUGAAGGAAGCAGAAUCAAGAGAACAUUAUAGUGUCAGCAAUAUUGUAUGAAAAACAAAUGUGAAUUACUUAUACCUAUUCUCAGAAAUAAAACAAUUCAAAAUGAUCUCAAAGGAUUCAUGAUAAAAAAUCUCAUCUCCUUCCAGAGAAAGAACGAUAGAUUCAGAAUCCAGACCAAAACAAAAUUUUUUUCACUUUCUUAAUUUUUUUUUUGCUGGACUUUACUUUCAUAAAAGGAUUGAUAUCAAAAAAUAUUUUACAUGAUUUUACAUUUAAAAUCUUAUCAAGUUGCUUACCAUCUCAGUGGGGUCAAGGGAAGAGGGGGAGAGAAUUUUAGACUCCAAAUUUUAAAAAAGUUGAAAAGUGCUUUUAUUCAUAAUUGAGGGAGGAUCAAAAUUCCAAAAAAGAAUAUUGUUAGCACCCUGAGACAUGUGGAGGACUUAAAAGAGUCUCAUUUGAGAUGAGAUCUGAAGGAUGGUUGGAGCAAGAUGAAGUAGGAAAAGGAAGGGAUAUCACAGGCAUAGAGAACAGAGAUGCAGAGGAAGAAGAAUACAGAAUAUGUACAUGGGACAAAGAGCACUCCAGAGGUUGUAAGUAUAUGAUGAAAUAUGGCAAUAAAUAUAGAAGAGGAGAUGGUUUUUGUAGCCCUCUCAUAUUAUAGAGAGCCCAGAAUUCCAAACAGAGGAUUCUAAACUUUACUCUGCAGUCAAUAGGGAAGCAAAGAAAGGAAUAGCAUGAUAUGUUAACACCCCCAUCUUUUGAGAUUGGCAUGCACUCCACAAAAUAUGCUGUGACAGUUUGAGAGUACAGGGAAAAAUUUCUGAACUACACUCAGGGAAUUUGAUUCUAUUUCUGAUUAAGCCAGUAACUAAACAGUCAUUCAAACUCACAGGACUCCAUGUGAGUUUCCAAGUUCAAAUCCAGACCCUACCACUAAUUACCAAUGUGACCCCAAAUAUGUCAUUAAAUUCUUUGAAACUUGAAACCCCAAACCAUUUAUUCUUUAGAAUAAAUGUAUUUGAUAACAUUUCCAAUAUCACUUUCAGCUCUUCAUUUUUAUCUUGAUUCUUAUCUUGUUCAUUCAUUCUUCCAUCAUGUUCAAAUCCAUCGUGGACCCUAUUUGGGAUUUUCUUGGCAGUGAUGGUUUGCCAUUUCCUCUUUCCGCUCAUUUUAUAGAUAAGGAAAUUGAGGCAAACAGGGGCAAGCAACUUGCCCAGUGUCACAGAGGUAGCAAGUGUCUGAGGUCAGAUUUGAACACAGAAGAUGAGUCUUCUUGACACUAGGCCAAGCUUUCUACCCACUGUGCACUUAGUUUUCUUUGUUGUUUAGUCUUUUCAGUUGUGUCCAACUCUUCAUGAUCUUAUUUGGGGUUUUCCUGGCAAAAAUAGUGGAGUUAUUUGCCAUUCCUCCUCUGCUUAUUUUACAGUUGAGGAAAUGGAGGAAAACAAGGUUAAGUGACUUGCCCAAGGUCAUAUAGCUAGUCCUGUUUGGAACUCAGGAAGAUGAGUCUUCAAGUCUAGACACAUGACUGCCCAUGAUUCAUAUACAUGAUUCAAUUAAUUAAAACAUUAAUUAAGCAGUUACUUUGUACCAGGCUGUGGUGGGGUAUAAAUUUAAAAGGGAGACAGUUCCUACCUUCUAGGAGCUUACGUUGUCCUAGGGGCAGGUUAUGGGCUUGAACAUAACAUGUUCACAGAUAAAUUCAGGAUCCAAACAAAAUAAAUAUACCCUGAUAGGAAGGGGAGCAGUUAACAAAUAGAAAAAUCAGGAAAGGUCUCUUCCCGAAGGUGAUGUCUGAACUGAGCUUAAGAGGGAGCUAGGGAUUCCAUGAAGUAGAAGUAAGGAUGGAAAGCAGUCAACAUGUGAGGGCAGCUUGCAGAAAAACAGAGGCCAUGUACAGGGAAAGAGACAAGUAGACUGUCCUGACAGGGACAAAGAUCAAGUAUGGUGAGUCAUAUAUAAUCAGCCUUCAGCAGGAGCCGGAUAGAGAUGGGCUUAAAUGACAACAGAGUUUGUAUUCUAAAUAUUCAGUAUAUUCUUGGCACAUAGUAAAUGUUUAAUAAAGAUUUGUUGACUGACUAAGGCAAUGAGAGGUAUCAGAAGCUGCAGGAACAGAGGAGUGCCAUAUCAAAUCUCUACUUUAGAAAGAUCAUCUUGGCAGCUGGGUAGGAGAGAAAUGGCAGGAAGAAGAGACUAGAUGCAAGGGGACCAAUAAGGAGGCUGUUUCAGAAAUUUAGUACAGAGACAAUAAGGAUUUGGAUCAGGGUAACUGUGGUGUGAGGAGAGAAAAGAAAAUUAGUGGGACAGGUGUUGAGGACUCAACAAAACAUGGUGGUGGUUUCAAUAUGGGUGAUAGGGAAAGCAGAGAGUUGAUUCCUAGGUUUCAAAUCUAGUGGCCUGGAAGAAUGGUGGUUACUUCAACAGAAACUGAAAUUCGGCUUAAGGGGAUGGAAAGAUAAUCAAUUCUGCUUUGGAUAUGUUGAAAUUGAGAUACCUCUGAAACAUCUGGGCAGAGAUGUUUUGCCCAGGUGAAGGAUGAGGGUUCAAUGAACAGAUGUAGUGAUCUUCUCAAUAGAAAUGAUAAGCAAACUAUGGGAUCUGAUGAAGUUAUAGAGAGAGAAAAGGAGAAGAACCAAAACAGAAUCCAAUGAUGAAUAGAGAAUGAUUAACACACAAAGGAGACAAAGGAUGAAUCUGAGAGAUAGGAAGAAAAACCCAUGGAGAACAGAAUUUAAGGAUAAUAUGAACAUUGACAAAUGCUAUAGAAAGUUUUUAAAAGAUGAUAAUUUCUUUAAAAUAGGGAUAUGUUAGACUAAUCUAUCUUAAGCUUCCCUAUGAGUCUUUGAUCUCACCAUCAGAAAUGGAAUACUAAGUUGGAUAGAUCGUGAAUCUUAAUGCAGAAUUUCUUGUGUUUUAAUAUGAUGGCUACUUGAAAGCAAAAUCUCUCACCCACAGAUGAAAUCAACGAGAAAGGAAGCAGAAUAGGAACUUCACUGAUGUUUAUAUGUAAAAGAAAUCAUGUGGUUUGAAACAUUUCACAUCUCAGUAAGGUCCCAAGCCCAGAGGUUCAGGCAAAACUGCUUAUACUCCUCCUCAAUAUUAAUAUGGAAACUUUAAGCCUUUGAAUAGGACUUUCAGAUUCUGAGAAAUCACUCUUGUGUACAACAAAUGCUUAUCAAUUUACCUACAGAACAUGUUCCUUUAAGACAAUAUUACAUGAUAUGUUCAUUAGAAAUAUCCAAAUGCUAGAUGCAGCCUUGGGUAGGGAGAAUUUGGUGACUGACAGAUAUAGAAUUUAGAGAAUACUUUAUGGAAAAGUUGAUUUUGAGUUAUGCAUCAAGGGAUGGUGAAGAGGUGGGGAGGAUACUCUAGGGCAGUGUUGGUGAAUCUUUUAGAGAUUGCAUGCCCAGACUAUACCUUCAAGCCACCUGUGACACCUCAUACACAGAGGUGUCCCCCAGAGAACGGAGGGAAGAUGUGCUUGCAUUUGGCUGGCAGACAUAGGGAUGGGGCAUGCAAAAAAAUUGUCCCCAAAUGUAGUGGAGAGAGAGAAUGGAGUAACCCCCUCUGGCAUGCUGGGACAUGUGUGCCACAUCUUCACCAAUGUGGCUCCAGGGAGAUUGAAUACUAUAAAUGCAUGUGUAACCUAGGACUCAAAUGCAAUUGUGUAAAAUUCUCCUGAUGGGUAGAGAAUGAUAACUUGAUGGUUGUGUCUGCAUAAGGAAUAGCAUUCUCCACAGAUGAGAUCACAUAUUUUAAAAACUUACCAUGGAUCUGACAAUGUGCUUAAGCACUGGAUAUUCAAAUACAAACAAGCAGAAGGGUUAUUGCCCUCUGGGAGCUUACAUUCUUUUUAAAGAAUGACAACAUAUAAAGGGGAGUGGUGGCCAGGUAGAAGUUUUCUGAACAGGAAUUAACACUGAGGACAUAUGAAAUCAUGAACUAUGUUCAGGGGAUAGAAUUGUCCAGAUAGAAUUCAGGGGAUAGAGCUGGAAACAGAAAUACAAAACUGGUUGGCCUUGACUUCAUGCCCUAAGGAUCAUCAUGCCUUGUACAAGUUACACAUCCUUUUUCACAAGACUCAUAUAUUUCAAGAUGGCAGGGGACUUGGAAAUCAUUGAGUUCAUUCUGAAAAUGAGGAACUGAGACCCAGAGAGGGUGUGACAUGCCUAUGACCACACAGAAAAUAGAUGGGAGAGCUGGGAGACAAACCCAGAUUCUCUACCUCCAAAUCCAGCAAUUCUUCCAUGGCACUGUGGCAAAACCCAAAGGAAAAUCUACUGGGCCUGCCCUUCCAAAAAGAGAUGUUUGGACCUCCGUCAUACUUUCCCUAGUCUUAACUUUUCUCUUUUCUGGGAAUAAAUCCUCCUUGGCUCCAGGAAGUUUAAUGACCCUAUGAUGGAUUCCCUUUAAUUCGCCUGGCCUCACAAAUAUGAAUGUAAUAGAUAAAUCUUCAGAUUCUUGACUCUUUUUUAUUUUCUUGCCUGAGUCCCUUGCUUGAUAUUAGUGAGACUGGAGCCUGCUGUAACAAUUCUUACUAAUCUGACUGUCCCCAGACUCUCCAAGCAGGGUUCACUCAGACUUAAGAGCAUAUUCAGCAAGCUCUGUGUCAGUAUUAAAUAAAGUCCCCUCAAACUUAAGCAUUUUUCUAGACAGGAAAGUGAUAACGUUGCAGAAGCCAAAAUUCUCAUCAAAAGAAGCUGCCUCUGUGGCACUGGAAACAAAAAACUCAGGCCAGAGGAUAGAAAACACAAAGGGAAUUUUAUACUGCAUAGCACUGAGGGAAUAUUAACCAUCUUGAUUCAAGAAUCAUAGGUAGCCUAGCAUACUCUCAAAAGCUUUGUGCAUAUACAGGGCUUUGAUUUUUGACUACUAAAUCCCUUUAAAUCAAUCUCUUUAUGGUUUUCUCAUUGCAAAGGCCCAUCAGGGUGCAGCAUUUAAUUGGUAAAUCAUGCAGAUUAAACAUUCUCUUGUGUUAUAAAAUGAUUAAAUAUUUAAUUAUUAAGAAGUUUCAUUUGUUCUAGGUUUUUUAAUAUUAUUAUGUUAUAUAAAAUUAAAAGUAAUUCUUUAAAUGAUAGUUAAUCAGUUAUAUUCACCUAAUCUAUGUUUGGUAAAGGUUUAAUUUCUCAUAAACUUUCUUAGGAAAAAAAUAGCCCUAAUUUUUUUUAAGCAAAGCUUUUCUAAGUGGAAGGAACCUUUUUAAAGAGUUUGAAUUCAAAUAUUAUAAUUGAGUCCACUAACUGUUUUUAAUGUGACAUUAAGAAAGGGAACCAAAAUGAACAGAUAGUAAGUGAAUAUAUUCCUCAGAAUGAAACUUAAUAUUCAUAAACAUUUGUUUGUCAUCCUUCACCUAGUAAGGAAAAGGUAUUAGCAUUCAAAAAUUUCAGUUAGUGUUUCAGACCAACUCCCACAUGUUUUGGUGCUCAAGUUGGUUUAUUACUAGUAAGAUUCAAGUUUCUGUUCUUAAGGAAGAAAAAAAUAGUAAGCUUAUUUAAAAGACCCACCAGUUUCUAAUACAUUACAUAAUUCCUAAUAACAUCUUAAAUCACCAAAAAAUUGGUCAGUGUAUUUAACUCAUGGAGAAAAAUUUUCUCCCUUUUAGAGUUUAUUUUUUAGUUUAAAAUGAAUAGUGAUUACUGAAUUUUCUUGAAUUUUCUUGAAUUUCUUGAAUCAAAAUAAUUCUAAAAUGCAUUAAAAAUCCUAGAUAAAUAAGAAUUGACCAAUUUCACUCAUGUUUCCUGCUCACUGAUACAGAAAUAAAAUUAUAUUUUCUCCUGUUAUAUCUGGCCACCAUAGGACACAAAAGAUACUUUCCAAUUCAUUUGGCUCAUUGGAUGGAGUAAUUUUCCUCAAAAAAAAAAUGAUCCCUUUAUUUUUAAAAAAUCUCUUACUCUACCUUAAUAUUGAAUAUAUUAAGAGCCAUUACCUCAGAACUUAAGUUUCAAGGAAAAAUCAAUUCAUUGGAUUAGAUGAUUAUAUGCUACAAUCUAAGAAGGAAUAUGAAUCAUCUGAAAUAAAAUCAGUAGUCCUUAAUAAAAACAGGCAAUCAGGAAAUUUAAAAUUUUUCAAAUAUGCUUCUUUCAAUUUUCAAAAUUGUUGGAUUAAUAUUUGCUUUUUUAAUGGAAGCCCCCUAAAGGCAAAGAUUGUUUCAUUUGAGGAUUUAUAUUCCCAGAAAUUAGCAUAGUGCUGGACAUAGAAUAGGCACUUUAAAAAUGCUUGCUGAUGAAUAUAAGAUGACUGGGUUGUGAUCUACUUCCAUCAAUAAAAAAGGAUGGUUGAUAAAAGUUCAAUGAUGUACUUGAGCCUAUUUGAGGUAAUUUGUUUCUAAAGAGUGUUGUUAUGGACUAUGCAAGAACUAAACACAGAUCAAGUGAAGUACUGCAACAAAAAGAAAACACAAAUCUCAUAAAUGAUCAUUUUGCAAAAGCAGUGACAACAACACAAAACCUUUUUCAAACACUUUCAUACAGAGUUGCUCAAAUAAUCUUCUCCCAGUGACUAGAAAAAUUACUUUCUGGAUUAGAUCCAGUAUGUGUUUAUAUGCCAUGUAUUUGGAUGAGUUUCUCUGUGUAAGUAUUAACUCCUUUAAUAAAAAAAUAGAGCACUGGCCUCAGACACUUCCUAGCUUUGUGAUCCUGGACAAGUCACUUAACCCCAAUUGCCUAGCCCUUACUGCUCUUACACCUUGGAACCAAUAGUAAUAUCGAUUCUAAGAAGGUAAGGGGCUUAAGAGAAAAAAAAUAAGAUGGGACAUAUUAAGAUGCAAGGAAACCAGUAGAAUGGCAUUGGCUAUUUACAUUUAAGAUGUGCCAUUUCCUCUCAUAAUUUCCUUUCAUAAUUUUAGAAAAACGCUGAUUUUCAAAAUCAAAAGCUAUUUAGGCACAAUUUUCCUCACCCACACCUCUUCCAAUAACACAAUAAUUUCACAUUUUUCCUUUAAGAAAUACUCUUUCUUUCUCCAAAAUCUGGGCAGUUAUUCUCUGUAGCUCAAACCAUCCAGUCUUGCCCUAACAUCUUGUAUUUUUUGUUUUGUUUUGUUUCUGUAUUUGAAGUGUGCAAAUAGAAAUCAUUAGCAGUUGCCCUGUCAUGCCCAACCAUGAUGUUUCCUUUUCAUUUUUUCCAUCAAAAGAGCCUGAUUGCUCCAUCCUGAUGGUUAUAAUAUCAACACUCAAAGUUGAAUGCUAAUCACAUUCCCAUGCCAUAACCAUUAUUUUCUUCUUCCAUCAGUAGAAAAAGGAUGGAUGAUAUAAGUUCAAUGAUGUACUUGCGCCUAUUUGAGGUAAUUUAUCCUUAAAGAUGGGUAUGUUGUGGACUGUCCCCUAUUGUGUGUUAAGGGACAGAUAUGUAGCUCUGGCCUGAUUCAUUUUUAUAUACUUUAUGUACAUUGACUAGUCCUGUCUCAGUCACUCAUCACAGAAGAUGGAAUUAGCCACUUGGCUGUUUGCUUUGCAUACCACCUUUAGAAAGUUAUCUUCCUGUGAACCACUUAGUGAUUGGAAGGGGCUUUAUUUUAUUAGUUAUAUUUUACCUUGUGUAGGAAUAAAACCAGAUUGUUCAUAUUGAAACUUGUUCUUUGUAUUGUCUUUCCCUAACUUAGUAAAUAGUACUGAUGGAGCCCAGGAUAUUUAGCAAUGUUUUCUGCUGAAUGUUUAAAGCCUCUCUUUUAAAACGUCGUUUUCUCUCAAGUUACAGAUGUCUACUUCAUUUUUGUUAAUAAUCCCCAUUUUGGAUGUUAAGUUAUUAUUUGUAAGUGUAAAAAUUUACAAAAAGGUCUACUUUUGAUCUCCCGUGUGUGCUCAAACGGCUUUGGCAAGUUGAGACGAGGUGGGGAGAGGGUAAAGGUCUUCGUUUGAAUCUAAAUCUGUUGAUGAAUUAAAAUUGGAGAAACUUGAGAUGAGCGUGCCUAAUUACCUAAAAAGAAACUCAACAAGAAAAUGUAUUGUAGCUUGUUGAUCUUAUUUCUUUGAUAAUUCAAAAGAAUCUUCAAGAAAUAUGUGGACUUCUUCCUUGGGUUCUUGAAAUGUGAUCACGGAACACAAUUGUCAUUUGGCACCUACCCAGAAACACACAUCUUUUGCAUGAUGCACCUGGACAUAUGUGGCAGGUCUGGUAGAAUCAGCUAAUUAACAACACAGGCUUAAACAGGCACCUCAUCUGGCAGGGUAGUUAGCGGCCUGAUGGUGCUCAGCAGGGUUUGGUAGUGCUUUUUAUUUUUCUAUCCUAAUGGUCUGCUGCCCACCUAAUUUUGCCUUAUUGUCAGUCACUACUUACCGCAGCUUGGGGCCCUCCCAGGAGGCUAAAUUAUUAUCAAAGGAUUAGGGAGAUGUAGCCUUGCAGCUCUGACAUUUCUGAUUACUUGUCUAUGCCAGAACACUAAUUAGCUGUGACUAAUUAAGAAAAAUGUUCCUGCCAUAGAAAACCAUUUAAAAGAACUGAGAAGUAGAAAAGCAAUUCAAAAGCUGAGCAGUGCUCACAUUUGCUGAUGCUAUUUAGAUUUCCACCAGAGCCUUAACUCACCUUUAAUUGUGCUCAGAAUUUGUUUUAAAAAGUGCAUGCCACACAUGCAAACUGAGCUGAGCGUUUGGAUUCAAUAGAAGAAGAAAAAAACAAAUUUCAUCACUGAAACUUUCUUCCUUUGAUGAGUUUCUUUUUUGACAAAAGAAAAGCAAGCAGAAAAAAAAAGUUUAGUUCUCAAUAAAACAUUUUUCUAAAUGCCAAAUAUAAAAAUAUGAGGAUGUCUUUCUCUCAUCCUUCCUUCUUCAUCUACACAACACACACACACACAUACACAGAGUCAAGAAUUUGGAGUGUUUUUAAAACAUUUUAUAAUCUUGGGGGGAAAGCAAAAAUAUUUUUGACCUAGUGUUGAUUUAGGAAAAGAUACUCAUUUGGUAGAGAAUAGAAAAGGAGAGAGAAUGUUGAAAUGGUUUGAAGGGAUGUAUCUAGGCUGCCAGAUGAGAUUUGGUAAUGAUUUCAUGCAUCUUGCUGUUUUUAAAUGGUCUAGAAAUACUGUGACUACAGCAUUGGAGGACAACAUUUUCUUUCCUGUAUUUGCAUGCCUACACUGUAGCUGGUCAUUAUUGAUUUAUUCAUGGAGAAGCCUGGGAGGAUAGAGGAAUAACCUCCCCUGAGACCAGUGAUGUCAGUCCACGACUAUCAAUUGGCCAGCAUGGUGUCCUCGGAGAACUCUCAGAGUUAUGACUUUUUCCCUCCUACAACUACAUGAUGGCAAAGUUUUUAGCCUUCUUUCCCAUUGGUUCUGAGCAGGCUUGGGUCUUUCUCUGUUUACUCAGAGACACAAUGCACCGUGCAAGGAGCUACAGCAGUAUAGGCAGGCUUUUCAUCAUACUGAAGUAUUGCCCCAAUCAGACAGAUGUAUGCAGAUGUGUUUGUGAAUAUUCAUAGGGUAUAUGCAUAUUAUAUAUAUGAUAUAUAUAAAUACAAGAGAUAUACACAGGCCAUGUGUAUCUGUACAUAUGUAGGAACAUAUGUAUACAUAUAUGCAUUUUGUACAUAUGUGUGUAUGUGUGUGCAUGUGUCACUGGUAAGCCAACACCAACUGUAAUCCAGUUUAGGAAGAGAAUUUAGGGGUCAUUCCCCUCCUUUUGUACACAUGAGGAAACCAAAGCCCAGAAAAUUUCAAUGAUUUGACUAAGAUUACUCAGGUAUAUAAAUGGCACAAGUAGGAUUUGAACUGAAUUCUUGUGAUUCCCAAUCCAGCAGUCUUUCUACUGUACCAGUCUGGCUGAAAAAUAUUUAUUGAGUGCUUUAGCAGUGCCCUCUUAGAGGCUCUGCUCAGAACAACGUUGCAGUCCUUCUUUUAGAUUUCCUGUCUAUCACUUUCCAGAUGGUCUAGGUCAAGCUCAGACAAGGUAUCAUCUUACCUAAAUUAUCUCAGAUGACUAUUUUAAAGACUGGAGGAAAGAUAAGAUUUCAAUAGCUCCAUCCUAAUGUUUUGAAUCCUCUAGAAAGUUCCUCCUCAUAUCUAACCUAAAUCCUCUGCUGUUUUUAGAAGUAUUUCCUUUUAUUCUUUCAAUGGAUACCCAAAACAGACAGUCAACAUCCUGUCUAUAAUAGCCUUUCCUAUACUUGAAGACUAUUAUUAAGAUACCCGUCAUGCUUGUCUUCUCUAGGCUAAAUAAUCCUUUGCUCAUAGGUCCUAUUUCCCAACCCUUUAAUCAUCUUUGUGCUUGUCCUUUGAACCUGCACAAAGUCUUUUUUUCUGUAAUUCUUUAAAUUUGAAGUCUACAGUAAGACACAAUAUUCUGUUGGAGACUUGAUAAUUCUAAUACCAACUAUAUUCCCAUUUAUGUAUCUCAAUAUCAUACUUUCUAAGGGAAAAAAAAUCCUGACAAUGCUAAUUGUGUUUCUCUUUGGUUUGAGAUGACCCUUCUUGUUUCCUACAUCCUUUUCUGCUAUGGUAAUGACAGCUUAUAGUCAGGAAAGUUUCUUAUGAUUGAAAAAUCACUUAAUUUGUUUUAGAAUGUAAAAUGCUCAUGAGAUGGCAUAUGGAUAUUGAAAGACAUGUAUAGUACCCCAUGUAGGAAUCGCAUCUCACCCCAAAACUCCAUAGAAUUAGAAGUAGGCUCAGGAAUUUAAAAUCUUACAUUUUUUCACAUCAAUCAAUAGUUAUUUUUUAAGCUUCUACUGUGUACCAAGCAUUGUAGUAGAUAACAGAGACACAAUUUAAAAAAUAAAAUAACUUCCAUUCUUUUUUUUUAAUCCUUACUUUCUGUCUUGGAGCCAAUACUAUGUAUUGGCUCCAAGACAGAAGAGCAGUAAGGGCUAGGAAAUGGGGGUUAAGUGACUUGCCCAGGGUCACACAGCUAAGAUGUGUCUGAGGCCAGAUUUUAACUAGAACCUCCCAUCUCUCAGCCUGACUCUCAAUCCACUGAGCCACCCAGCUGCCCCCUAAUAACUUCCAUUCUUGAGCAGCUUUCACACUGAGUACACAAUAAAUAUAAUUAUGAAUAGUUUGGAAGGGGCAGAUGGAUACCACAAUAGGCAGGUUGGGGACUGGGGGUGGGGGGAGGGAUGAGGAAUGGCUUCCUGCAGAUCACUGCAGGCAUAUAUUUCGAUGCCCCACUCCAAGAUUCCACAUACUACAGGCAGAAUGGAGGCAAUAAUAGAUCAUUUCAAAGUAAUAUACUAAGGAAUAGUAGCUAGCCUUUAAAAUAAUGCAAAUCUUAUCAAAGUAGUUUGUUGUAGUUAAUCCAGUUAACACCUUUGGUCACUACCAUUAUUAUUCUCUAUAUUUCAACUGUGACACUAUAUAGCUGUCUUUCCUCUACCAUCCACCCAGACUGUCUCUAAUUUGAACCCUUAGAGGAAGAAUGUCUUUCUAAGGAUUCAGUCAGUGGGAGAGCAGAAGACUGAAGCCCAUCAUAAUCUCAGUAAUUCUUUAAAAAAAUCUGUCUGUGUUGUAUGACCACAUUCAGGUUUAUAAAGAACAUUUAUAUUUAUAUAAUUUUGGGGUUUGUUAUCACAACUCCUGCUCCCACUAUACAAGUUGGGUCCCCAGGCAAGGCUAUGUCUCCCCAUCAGAGUUUAGGGCUAUCCCUUAGGGUUCUUCUCUACUACCAUUAACUCAAGCUACUACUUAGAUGUAUUUCUCUCACUUCCUUAACUUCCAUGGAUUAGCAAUCCAGUAUCUUUUAACACAAUUAAUUAAUUACCUAUUAAUAUCCAUUAUCCAAUUAAUAUCAAGUCUUUUACAAAAUUAACCAAUUAAUUAUCAUCAAUUAUCUUUUAUAAAAGGUCAUUUGUUGAUAAAAUAUAGCAAGAAUAAAAUACAAACAUUUCCCCCCAAUUCCUGGAUCCUAUUAUCCCCUCUCCAACCCCUAUCCCCAGAGAGAGUAGACUCAACAUGUAGGCACAUUCUAUGAAGCAGUUAACCCACUAAGUUCAUCUCCAAAUUCGUCCUAGCCAAUCUAGAGUCUCUUUGGCUCUUUCUUGAGAGCCAGGUCAAGCACAUCAGAAGGGCCUUUACUCUCCGUCAGACUCAUCUGACCACAAAUCUGGCAGGGGCCCCUGCUCCCAGGCCUCUAUCAGCUCACUCUCUGAACCUUUUAGAGCUCAGGAGGUCACAACCUAAAAGAGGAAAGAACCAAUGAAAUGAGACAAGAGCGAAGGAUAAAGACUAUCUGACAUUGACCACCUAUCAGUCACCUGGCUCAGGAUGGGCACCUGGGGAGAGGAAGCUCUUCUCGUCAGUUCCUUUCGUGAACAGCAAGGUGAGGUGUUCAAGGCUGCCUUGCAGGUUCUGAAGUGGAGAAGUGGGCCCUCCAUCAUUCCUCUUGGGAACUUCCAGAAGCAAGACUGCCAAAGAAGGGGGUUCCUAACAUCAGGAGCUGAACCUCCCCUGCAGAGAUUCGUGUGAAGUUUGAGAAUUUUAAAUGCUUCUAUAAGUAAGCAAUGAAAAGUUGAUGAGGUACAACAAGCCGGUGGAUUAGGUAGUUCAAAGAUAAUUAACACUAGUUUACAAUAAGGAUCAUUUGCUGUUUUUGUUGUUGUCAGUCAUUUUCAGUCAUGUCUGACUCGUAAUCCAGUUUAGGGUUUUCUAGGCAAAGAUUCUGGAGAGGUUUGCCAUUUCCUUCACAAAAAAAAGAACUGAGGCAGAGGGAGUUAAAUGUCUCCCCGGGGUCAUAAAACUAGUAAGUGUCCCAGGGCAAUUUGAACUCAGAUGAGUUGUCCUGACCCCAGACCCAGCACUCUAUCCACCCCCCUGAAUCAAGUCCAUUCAAUUUAAAAAACUAGCCAAUUCAAUGAAUGGUCAUGUUCUUUGUCUAUGACUGUAGACGAGCCCUUAGAAAUUGCUUGAGGCAUUUUGACAUUAAGGGUCAAAAACUAAUAAAUGUCCAAGGUAGGAUUCGAAUCCAAGUUUUCCUAAUUCCAAGCCCAUCCCCAGAUUGACUAUUUCAGUCUCUUUUAGGCUAAUGGGGUAUAAUAAUUGGUAUAGGAGCAACAGAUAAUAUUUUAAAGAAAUUAGAUGUGAGCUACAGGAAGUAGCUUACUUAGUCAAUGUUGGCCUUUCUGUUUGUGGAUUAUAUAAAUAGCUCAAAAGUAUAAGACUAUAAGGGAAAUAAAAGCCAGGGACUAAAGCAACAUACAUGUUUACUAGCAGUCAUUUGUAGAUACUAACCCAAAAGAAUUAUAAAAUCAAAUACUAGCCAUAAAUUUAUAGCUUAUUCAAAAGAGUCCAUUUUUAGUUUUUUGAAAAAUUAAUAAGAAAAGGAAUACUGAAUUUAUGGAAGUUAUAGUGUAUUAGCAGCAGUUAAAAUUAAAGAAGCCGUAGAUAAUAGUACCAGAUCUGGAGUGGGGUAGACCUGUCCUCACUCAUGUCCUAGCUGUGUGACCCUGGGCAAGUCACUUUACCUCAGUGGCCUGCCCCUUGCUACUGUUGUCUUAAAAUUUAAGGUAAGGGUUUAAAAAAAAGUCCUUGCUUCAUGGAGAAGAAUGCAUAAUUCACUAUAUUGUUAUUCUCUAUUCUGUGGAAUUAAACCAGGAAUAUAAAGUUUGAGGUGCCUUGGGAAUAGUGCUGUGAUAGUUUAUAGUGGUGUUGAACAAUUGAUGCAAUUCUAUUUCCAUUGGGAUGGGAGUGGAGAGGCUAGAACUAUAAUUUUCCUUUUAAAAAGUAACAGUAAAGAAACUCCUACCAGUGCAAAAUAAGAACAAUUCAUUUGUGCAUUUAUAGUCUUAGGGAGUUCGUUGCCUGGAUGACUAAAAGAUUAUGCAACUUGUCCAGAGUGACAGGAUCAGUAUGUGUCACAGAUAGGCCUUGAACCCAGCUUGUUCCCACUCUGAGGCCAGCAUUGACUGGUCCCCAUAUCUUCCCUCCUUUCCACACUGCACAUCUGACUCUCAAGACUUUCUCUCCUCUGCCCUCUUGGCCCAACACUGUCAUCUCUCCAUCGUCCACCUCAGUUUUCAGUUUCCUUUUAUGAAUUGUCUGUCAUCCCCUAACAAAGUGUAAGCUCUCUGGUGGCAAGAACUGUCUUUUUUUCUAAUUGUACUUCUAUUUCCAAACACUUAGCAUGGCACCUAGCACACAGCCAGUGCCUAAUAAAUACACUUGAUAUAACUAAAGUACUUAACUAUAUUCACAUUCAGGAAAACAAAUUCCCAGAGAUAACAGGUGCUUGAUAAAUGUUUGAAUUGAAUUGGAUUGAGCCAAGGGUUAGUUUUCUUUCCCAGACUGCCCUGAUUUUGCUGUAAUGCCCUGGCUUCCCAAUUUGCCCACAGGGCAUUAUGGAAACACUCUUUUUCCAAAAAAUAGUAUGGAAAAUGGUGUGUAGGACACUAACAGAGCCCCUGGCUUUUAACCUGAAUCGAGUAACAUGGAUUGCAUCAUGACAGAAAUGAAUUUAACUGAGCUUUUUCCCUCUCAGACAUAGCAUGGUGUAUAAUGGAUAAAAAGCUAGUUUCAUAGCUAGGGAGACCUAGGUUCCAGUGUCACCUCUAACCUAAACUGGCUGUGUGACCCAGACCAAUCAUUUAACCUCUAAGUGCCCCAGGCACCUCUCCAAGACUCCAAAGUAAAUAAAUUUGUCAAAGAAAGUUCUGACUUGUAUUGGCAGAGAAAGUCUCUUCCCGGGAGUCUCAAGGACCAAUGGAAUAAUAGGUUUUAUUCCUUUAUUCUUUAUUCCUUUUUUAAACUAUUAAAAAGCAUUCUGCUGUAGGAUCUAGGAAUAGGUUGCACAAUGGAUAGAGCACUAGGCAUGGAGUGAGAAAGACUUGAAUUCAAAUGUGACUUCACUCAUGCAAUAUGAUUCUGGGAAAGUCAAUUAUCUGUUUAUCAACUCUGUUUAUCUCAGUUUCCUCAACUGUAAAAUGGAGAUGUACCCCACAGGGUUGUUUUGAAGGUCAAAGAAGAUAGCAUUUGUUAAGUGCUUAGCACAGUACCUGGCACAAAGUAGGUGCUAUAUAAAUAUUUAUUCCUUUCCCCUUUGCUUCCUUUAUCACUAACUGACCACACCUUCAGAUGUCUUUCAGAUACUGCUUUAAAAAAACAAACAAACAAACAAACAAAAACAUUAUCACCAGGACUAACUGAAGAUGCUGUAACUGGAUUUGGAGGGAUGUCACCCAUUAGAAAUACUGCUUUUACUCUUGAGUAAUCAAGAGGUCUCUGCUUUCUAAAAUAAAGCCAGAGUAAUGAAUGAACCAUGGCCAGAGUACCAGUUAUUCUUGUGAGACUAGAUAGACAUGUCCUAAUAUAUAUACUCAUAUGGGCUGUGCCUUUGGACAUCUGGGUGACAGGGGUUAGAGUACCAGGUCUGGAGUCAGGAAGACUCCUCUUCAGGAGUUCCCAUCUAGCCUUGGAACCUUGCUAGCUUGUGUGACCCUGGGCAAGUCACUGAAUCGUUCGCUUCAUUUUCCUUGUCUCUAAAAGGAUCUGGAGAAGGAAACUCUUCCAGUAUCUUUGCCAAGAAAACCCCAAAUAGAGUCUCCAAGAGUUGGACAUGACUGAACAAAAAUAACAAACACUGUGUUUUCAUGUAUGGAGCAGCCCCCUCCCCAGUUUCUCUGUGACCCUAGCCUGCCAUUUGUCACCAUGAAAGUCCUGGAAGAAAGUAUGAGGAGUUCAGAGUUCAGUUUACCCAAAGAAAACUCAUUCAUUAGGGGAAAGAAAAAACAGUCACUUGAGUGUUUGUUUCCAUCUGUUAGUUCUUUACACUGUAUUACACACAUUAUUUCUUCGUUCCCACAGCAAAACCUAAUACUUGGCUCUAGUGGUUAUUACCUUCAACUGUAAGUAACAGUCUAUGCAGCAGUUGACUGAAUUCAUUUCUUUCUCCUGCCAUGGAGAUAGAACAGAAAGCUUUCUAAGAUACUGAGGACUGCUUAGUGUUCAAGCAUUUUCUCCUUCAUUGCUCCUGUGGAUAUUUCAAGAACACUUGAACCCUUUGGGAUAGUCUCUCAAUUCCUGGUAAAAAAAAAUCUUAUUUAUUCUUCUUAAAAAACACCAGUCCUUCCUUUCAAAGAGAUGCCAGCUUUCUGUGGGACCUAGAAAAUGUUCUUGUAAACAGAAACAUUAAAUAAUACAACAGUGAUAGUACUCUGCAUUUCCUUUCUUCUCUUCUCAGUCAAAAUGCCUGAGAAAUCAGAAUCAUUCUCUAUUACGCUGCUUUGAGAAGAUUGUUACCCCCAAUAAAUUAUGAGGGGUAAACUUUAUUAGGAAAUGAAAUGAUGUGUUCAGGAAUCCAAGUUAGUAGGAAAAUUGACUCUUGAAAGUUCUAGAACUCCAAGCUUCAAGGCUCAGUGAUUAUUUAAUUCCCUGCAUUGGUCUGUUUUCAGUUUAUGUUGGAAAUCUUUGAGAUAAUGGAAUAAGUAAGAAAUUAGGAGUUUGAGCUGAGCACAUCAAAAUUUUAAUUCAAUGAGUAUUUAUUAAGUAAGUACCUAUGAUGUGCCAGGCACAUUUAUACUGAAGAUAUAAAGACAAAAGCAAUCUUUAUCUUCAAGGAGCUUACAUUCUCCCAGGUGGCAAUAGUAUAUGCCUUCAAAUGUGUAUAUGUGUACAUACACACACAUUUAUAUAUAUUUUAGUUUACUUCAUAUAUAUUUCUAUACAUACAUAUGUAUUAUACACACACAAAUAUGUGCUGGAUAAACAAAAUAAUUCAGGGCAGGAUAAGAACUAGGAUUCAUUGAGAUCAAGAAAGGCCUUGGGUGUGUUGGACCACUUGAGCUAUUUUCUUCUUUUUAAUUUUAAUUUAAUUUAAUUUUUCAUUUUUUAAAUUUUUACCAUAUUUACAUGAUUCAUGUUUUCUCCCUCCCCUCAUCCCUCCCCCUCCCUGGAGUUGACAAGCAAUUCCACUGGGCUAUACAUAAAAAUCUUAUCACUCAAACCCAUUUCCAUUUUAUUCAUUUUUGUAAAAGAGCAAUCCUUUGGAACCAAAACCCUAAAUCAUGUGCCCUUAUAAACAAGUGGUAAAUCACAUGUUUUCUUCUGGAUUUCUCCUCCCACAGUUCUUUCAAUGUAGAUAGCAUUCUUUCUCAUAAGACUCUCAGUGUUGUCCUGGAUCAUUGCAUUGCUAUUAGUAGCAAAGUCAAUUACAUUUGCUCAUCCUACAAUGUCACAGUCUCUAUGUAUCAUGUUCUUCUGGUUCUGCUUAUUUCACUCCCCAUCAGUUUGUGGAGAUUUUUCCAAUUCUUAUAAAAACCCAUCAACUCAUCAUUCCUUGUAGCACAAUAGUAUUCCAUCCCCAUCCUAUACCACAAUUUGUCCAGCCAUUCUCCAAUCGAGGGACAUCCCCUCAUUUUCCAAUUUCUUGUACUUUAGCUAUUUUCUGGCAUGCUAAAUUGAUUUGAUUACUUUCAGGAUUUUAGGGGUAACUUUAAGAGUACUGAUACUUUGAUUCUCAAUGGUGUGCUUCCUUGCUGACAGUCAGUCUUCAGCUUCAAUUGACUUUUAGAAAAGGAAUUUAUUAAGAAUAUACAGAAAAGGGAUAACUUAGGUGGUUCAGUGGAUUGAGAACCAGGUCUAAAGUUGGGAAGUCUUGGGUUCAAAUUUGACCGCAGAUACUUCCUAACUAUGUCCCUGGGCAAGUCAUUUAGUCCCCAUUGCCUGGCCCUUACUGCUCUUCUGCCUUGGAACCAAUACACAGUAUUGAUUCUAAGAUGAAAGGUAAGGGUUAUUGAAAAAAUGUAUAGCAAAGUCAGUAAUUUCAAAAACAGUUCCCCCUAACUGAGGGGUUCAUGCCUCCGUUACAUGCACAAGAUCUUUGGGGAGAGUGGGCUCAAACUUGAAAUACAGUGGCAAUGAAUACAGAACAUAUAUGGUCAAAUGGCACCUUUUAUUUCUGACCCCAUAAGUCCUUUUUUCUUUUCAUGAAGUUCCUUGGGUGUAGCUCUGUUGCACUAGAAAAGUUGAUGAUUUUUUACAAUUCAUAACUCAUUUUUCUCUGUCAUGAGGGGUCAUGAUACUUGCACUGUCACUGGCCACUAUCACUGUGCCAGGAAUUACUCUCUCAGCUGGGCCUCUGAUGAAUUUCCUAAAAAUCAUACAAUCCCCAUCCAGUAUACUCAUUCACCUAAAAUAAGGAAAAAUAAAUACAAAAGAAAUAGAGGUGCCACAUGCCCAUAAACACAAAGAGAAGCCACCCUUUCCCUGAGCUGGCAGCUCACAACAGUCCGUAUUUCACUCACUAUCAGGAAGGGGAAAAGAUUGAAAGAAUGAUGGCACUCAGGUUCAUCUCAGUACCUCCUGAAUCAUGAGUUCUUCUGACUCUAGACAAUUAAAAGAAUUUUUUGUCACCACAUAGUACCAAUCCUUUAGUUAUAUAUGACUGAAAAAAGACUUCCAAAGUUGCAUAUUUGGGAUGGAAACCAGGGAAGGAAUAUCAGUGCAUAUCCUAUAUAUUUCACCAGGAAAAUAAAAAUCAGAAUAUAUUCUGAGGAAUGGGUCCUCCUUGGGCAAUCCCACUUUAUAAAAGGUUGAGUCAAAUGCUUUCAAGAAUUCAGGGUUUUAUAGGUGGAAUAAAAUAUUUCCUUACAUCAGUUUCCUUUUUGUUCUUUGAAACCGAGUUAUAGUUUCAGGGAAAUGCCUUCAGUAGGAAAAAACUUGUCAUGUUCAUUAAAUCAAACUUCGAGUUAGUAAAAAGGGUUAUAUGGCUUCAUAGCUUUCACUUCCAGACUCAAAAAUAGAUAGAAGGUGUAAAUUUAGUUAUACUUGAUGGCAGUAAUACUGAAAAAAUACUUUAAAAAUAAUGAAUGAAUCAUUAGCAUUUAUUAUAAAUAUUAAUAUUUUAUUAAAGUUAAAAACUUUUAGGGUAUCUUAGUGAAUCAAAUGGCUUAUAUGCUCUCACCAAAAUUUUGUGUUUCCAAAUAACAAAAAUAAUAAUCAACCAUGUCAUUUAUUUUAAAACCAUACAUUAGAGACCAAAAUCCCUAUUUGAAAUUUUCCAGGUAUAAUUCUCAACUCAGUGAGUCUCAAGAAACAACCUACAUCUGAUGAAAUAAUUGCAAAAAUGUAUUCCACAUACACAAUGUGGAAAUUUAGCCUUUCAGCUCUUUUGUAGCUCUUGAAAAUGUAUUUUUCUUUUAUUCACCUAUUGAGAAAGGCAUAGCUGGAAGACAUAAAAAACAUAGCCUUGGUCAUACCAAUCCCUAAUCAAUAAAAAGCUAAAGACUUAAGCAGAAAAUAUGUCACAGAUUUGUGCCCCAGCAAAGCAGCUAUUUUUAUUUUAUCAUCAUCAUCAGAAACAACAUUCUGACAGAACCCAUUUACUAUCAACAGCCAACAUAUAUAAGCCGUAUGGGGUCUUGUGAUUCAGAUUUAGGAAUAUCAGCCCCAGAAGGUCUAAGGCUUUGUACAUUAGUAUAUAUUGAGUCCUCAUUCCAGGUGGCAAACAGCUGCCCCUUUAAAAAAAUAAAAAUAAAAUAAACAGAACUUCCCAAAUAAACCUGAAGUCCUUGUUUUCAGAAGAGUAGUUCUAUUUAAUAGAAACCUUCUCCCCAAAAAUGUAAUAAAUUAGUCCGGAAAAGGAACUGGGAAUAUUUAAUAUAUUUGUUUUGUGUUCCCGAUGGUCAACGGAAUAAUGAAAUUCCUUAACUACUUCUCUUUAACUUGCAUGAAGAAAGCACGGUAUGUUGCUAAAUCUCUUUUCACCAGCACUGCCGAGAAACAACUUUAAUCCUUGUUAGAAAAUUGCAGAGUCUGGGACUGACAAAGAGCUCAUGCUUGUUCUAUUGUUAGUGCUUCUGGACCCUGAGAGUGGAGCCCUUUACAGCUGCAUGUAUCCAGCCUGGCUCAGCUGUACUAUUUAGGAGAGGAGGUUUGUCAAUUUCUAUUGACAAUGGAGAGAGUUUUUCUGUGCCUGUAGCAGCGCUGACACAGUUGGGGAUCAAUGCCAGCCAUUCAGACUACACCCUCUUUCAUUGCUUUGGUUUGUUAAUUCAAGACUAAAGGUCCGCCGAGGGGGUUUAGGGUGUUUAAGAAAGCUGAUGAACUGUUUAAGAAAGCUGAUGAACUGAAAGCGUUUAUAGCCCUAGUGUGGCAAUUUCCAUAGUCAGUGGCAACUACUGGCACUGAGGGAGUUGUGUCCUUGUUGACCCUCGCGUUAUUAAAAAUGCACGAGCGCCUCGCUCCUCGAUAUUUCAACACUCUUUCAUUGUCAAUACCACCUUCUGGGCCCUUCAGCUUGUUGCUUACUCUAAAGAUCUCCUUAGAUUGGGUUUGAAAACUUCACCUUAAACACUAGAUUAGACUGAUGUUCUGUUUUCCGUGCUCCUGUUGAUUUGUUGAACCUUCCCAGGGCUGGAAAGCAAGUAGCAGCUUGAUGGGGAGACGGGCUGCUAAUAUGAUUUACCAGUCUACAGUCAUGCACAAUAAGUGUGAAUAAAUACAGGGGUCUCACAGAGUCAACCCUAGCCUUUCCUUUUCUUUUAUUUUUGCUUUAAAAGAGAUAUCUCAGGAAAAUGAAGUGAGUAAUGCAUGCCCUUACAGGAGCUGGAUGAAGCAUGAAUAAAAAAAAAAAUACAUAUUUUUUCUUCUUCUGUUAAAGUGGUUGGCUGCUGUCAUGUAUUGAUGUGGAAAAAAUAUAUAAUAUACACUUAACUGCUUUAUUCCUGUGUGGACCACAGCAAAGAAUAAAGCAAUAAUGCCAUGCCAUUGACUUCAGUGAGAACUGCUAUGCCCUUCAUUGCCAUCCCCUGAAGGAAAAAGUGAAUAGUCAGCCAGCAAAUGUUUUAUUAUAAUAACUUCGGAAUGAAAGGAUGUUUUCUGGACGUUUGAACGUUUCUGCAAAUUGGCCCUACUGCAAGACGUUUUCUUUUUUUUGGGGGGGGGGGGAGUGAGGGCAAUCUACUUGAGACUGUUUUUCUUUUCCCAGUGAUCAAAAGUAGAACCUACUGCACUCCAGGACCCAAAGGGGGCUUGUGACCUGGGAUUUUCAACACCAAUUGCAACACCACAAAUAGAAAACUCCUUGCCUCUGUUUUUUCUUUUGUUUUUGUUUGGUUCACAAGAAGCAAUCAUGAGAGUGAAUUUUCAGCGUCUUUAUCCAUAAUGGCUAUAAGAAUUCUGUGCCCAUCUGCUGCUUUUCCAGAGCAGAAUCCAGGACUCCUUGCUAGCCUUCACUAAAUUCUUUAAGAUUCUAUGAUCUUUAUAUUUUAGUAUAUGAUUUUUCCCUUUCCCCUACCGCAGUGGCCGUGUCUCUUUGCUGAUAGGCACUCUUAUAGGACGUGUGGUGAUGCUGGUAUUACUUCAGCAUUUUUACUCAGUGACAGUUCUGCUGUAUUAUUUCUGAGAGUGUUAGGGAAUCUAUUGACAAUUUUUCCCCCUCGAAAAUGCUUUCCACCAUAGACUUUGAUUUUUUCAGUCAUAGGGUCUAAUAGUUAUUACUAAUUUCUAUUUUAUAUUAAAUGUGCUUUUGAUUAUCUCUUCAUAGUAAUUAUCACAUUUGUGCAGCAGAGGAAUAAAGUUAAAUUAAGUUUAUACUGGGUGAGGCUUUCUUUUAAAAAAAGACUAGGUACGAAGUUAUAUUGCAGCAUUAUUUUAUUUUCUCAGGUAUGUCUUCAAAAGUGUGGUUAGCACUAAUAUGUACAGUAAUAGGAAAAUGUAGCAGGUCUUAACUAAGACUUUAUACUAGCAUUUGUUCUAUGAAGUAUUUUCACUUUUCAUAGGAGUAGGUAAUUUUUCACUGAAGGAAGUAUUACAAUUGUAAAUUUGCUUUUCUUAUCUGACCAGAUUAUAUCCUGUUUCUGAUGCUUAGGUAUUUUCUUCAAGUACUAUAUAUAUUUGUUAACAAAAUUUUUAGGUCUAUUUUUAUUUUAAAGGUGAGGUCAUGAUAUUGAUGUUUAGAAUCAUGAGAACUAGCCAGGAUAAAAAAUAAGUAUGACAGAACAAAAAUGAACAACUGAGGAUCCUUAAAGUAUACAGUGCUAGCAGAAAUAAUCAAAUGAAUUCAUUUGAAUUUUUAUUAAACAUACUGAUUUUUUAAUAGUUUGAGCAUCUAGUUUCUUAAAUCCUAUUAUUCCUAAUGUUCUAAAAUCUCAUAAAAAUAAGACUAUAACCAUAUGAGGGGGGAAAGCAAAAGUAGAAUGUGGAUAAUGGGGAAAAGAAAACCACUUGUGUUUUAAAUAGCAUGGAAUUUCACUCAUCAAAUUGAUAUUAGAGGGUUUUAUAAAUCGGUUAUUCCAUAUUUUAAUUAGCUUACCCCAUAUUUUGUGCACGUUCUGUAUACUAAUUUAAAAGUAUAAUGACAUAUGAAGCCAAUUUGUUUUCAGAAACUAAUAACUAAAAUACCAUUGUUCUAGUUAGAUCAAACUAUGUCAGAGCAACUUUUUAAUAAACAUAAGUCAAAAUGGUAAGAAAACCAGACUUUAUCUGCUAAGACAACUCCAGAAAUGGAUUACAUUAAAUAUCUCCCUUCCCCUCAAAAAGUGUUAUUACCUAUAAAAUGAUUUUAAUUGACCUCUUUGUGUUUUGGUAUUCAUAUUUACAUAUAUACAUAUAUAAUAGCAAACUUUAAAACACAGAGUUAUAACACAUGCAUGCAAGAUUCCUUAAAUCCUUGUAUAAGCUACCCUGACCUUUCCCAAAUACUGUCUAGAAUCUGACUUCUCCUUGUAACAUAUUCUCUUCACAAACAGCAUUAUUCUUUGAGUUGCCAGAAACCUAGUUACAGUAGCUAUAAACUGAACUCACUUAAUAUGUGAAUUGUGACUUCCAGGCUGCCCUUUUGUCACACAUAGACCCAGACUUUCUCUUAUUUACACAAAUUUGGACAUUAUAAAAAGCAAAUUACAUUAGGGGAGAAUUUCAGUCCCUUUCCUGGGGAGAAACCUGCAAUAAACAGGGCAAGGACUUGAACUCUUCCCAAAACUAAAUCGCUUCCAAAAUGAAGCAAACCCUUUCCUUUUGCUGUAUGAGCAGCAGACAGCCAUUGAGUCAUUUAUUUCAAAAAGAAAACUACCCUGACAAGGUUCCUCAGAUCCCAGGGAAGGUUUAUUCAUUGUUAGUUGGAUCUGAAGGAUUUGAGACGAACCUAACGCAGUAAUAGGUCUAGGUCUGGGUGAAGAUUCAAUUGUAAAUGGAAAGAUGUGUUUGUUGAGGGUGCUUUUUUUUGCCAUAAUUCCAAAAUAAAAUAAAAGAAAGGCAUCAGAAGAUUUUGACUCUGUGCCAUGGUGACAUUUACCAUUUGAUUUUUUCUAGGACUCUACAAUAUGGCAUGGAAACCUUGAAGUGAUGAAAAAUUUCUCUUUGAAAAUAAUUUAGCUGGUUUUCCCCCUGCUGUCUCAGCAGGCUAUUCAUUGCUAUAAACAUGUAUUUAGUGCCCAUUGUUACUUACAGCUUACAAAGCAGGCUACUAGGCUGCAAAGUGCAAAGCUCUGUUUCCCUGUGAAUAUUCUGCAGCUGAAAGACUAGUGCUAAUUCAUGUAAAGCACAGUCUAGGUCAAGUUAGCAGAUUUCCUAGCAAAACAUGCAAUUCUCUUAACAGGAAAUUAUAGCAUUAUUGACUUCAAGUGCUGAUCUGUGGUCAUUUCAGAGUGUUUCAUUACCCCUCAUUACCAAAUCUGUUAAAUGAAUACUGCAGAGGUGUUUUUUUGUGUGUGUGCUUUUUUUUUUUUUUGGUGUGUGUAUGUAUGUGUGUGUGUGUUUUUUCUUUCCCUCCUUCCCUCUGCCCUGCCGCCCCAUCCUUCUUUUCAGCAAUGGUACAGCAGCUCCAUGAAAGUCAUUUCCGUGUGGUUGGCGGAUAGAUUAGAUCUUCAGCUUCACAUCUACCAACUGAAGACUCUCAUCAAGAUAGUGAAG